AUGGUUCGCUCCUACUUGCGACAUGGUCCGACCGAGUCGUUCGGGGUGAUCGCGUCGUCGUCGUCCAACAGCGUCUACGACGGCAAACGAGCCUACGUACCCGCGCUCGAGGAUGUGCUCGUAUGGGACCUCAAAAAGGGCGAGCAGGUGAGAUAGAGUCUCUCACCUAUUUCACUUGAAACGAGACCUGAUCCCCCCCCCGUGUUCUGCGCACAGCACGCCAUGUGGCAUGAAACGGGCCUGAAAGCACUCGUCACUUCGAUCGCGCGUUCGCCCGUCGACUGGGAUCAAUUCGCCGUCGGAUACGCCGAUGGUUCAAUUCGGAUAUGGUCCGUCUCGACCGCUUCGGUCAUCGUCACUCUGAACGGUCACAAGAGUGCCGUCAGUGCGUUGGCGUGGGAUCGCGAUGGCGCGAGGUUGGCGAGUGGGAGCAAGGAUACCGAUGUCAUUCUUUGGGAUGUCGUCGCCGAAGUCGGUCUGUUCAGGCUACGAGGGCACAGGGACCAGAUCACCGGUUUGAUCUUUGUCGCUGCACCACCUCGAUCCACUUCCUCGGACCAAGAAGAAGCUGCGCAACCAAGCGCCGAAGAUCCUUCCUCGGCCCGACCACCCCCCUCGACCCACCUCUUGACCUCGUCCAAGGACACGUUCAUCAAGCUCUUCGAUCUUUCGACCCAGCACUGCAUCGAAACCGUCGUAGGCCAUCAAGGGGAAGUGUGGUCCAUCGCGUACGACUCCCACUCGGCCGUCCUCGUUUCAGGAGGUGGAGAGGGCCAAGUCAAAUGCUGGAAAGUCGAUGCGCCCGUGCUGGAACGAGGCAUCACUGCCGAACUCGAUACCACCACGACAUCGUCACAAGCCCCGCGGACAACAGCAUCCAAACUCAAACGCGCCAUUCGACCUUUGGCCGCCCUUCAUCUCCCCAACACCUCCCACGCCCACAACAUCACCCAAAUCACCCUCCACCCAACCCUACCCGUCCUCGCCGUCCAUUCGGGCGAAAAGACGAUCGACGUCUUCCGACUCCGCACGGAGGAGGAACUGAGAAAGAAACUCGCACGACGACGGAGGAGGGAGAGGGAAAAGUCGAGUAAGAAAGGCAAAGGCAAGGAGAAGCAAAUCAAUGACGACGCGGCGGACGAUGAUCAGGACGAUGGGAUCGUCGAGAAUGCCGAGGGCGAGAUCGAAUGGAGGGAUCGAUUGGCCGUUUGGUCCGUCAUUCGUGCGGGAGGUAAAGUGAGGAGUUUCGCUUUUGCUCCCGAGACGGCCAAGACGAAAGGCGAAGUACAGAUCCUCGCCGCUCUCUCCAACAACUCGCUCGAGGUGUACACCCUGCCCAAACCGGCCUCGUCGAAAGCACCCGCCGUCGAACCCGUCAAGAUGCAUUCGCUCGAUAUCCCCGGCCAUCGAUCGGACGUCAGAACCUUGUGCGUCUCUUCCGACGACGCUCUCAUCGCUUCGGCCAGUCAAGGCUCGCUCAAGAUCUGGAACCUCAAGACGACCAAGUGUAUCCGAACCUUGGAAUGCGGCUAUGCCAUCUGUUCAACCUUCUUGCCCGGCGAUCGACAUGUCGUUGUGGGGACCAAAGCGGGCGAAGUGCUUCUCUACGAUUUGGCUUCUUCGACCUUGCUCGAGACCUUCAGUGCGCACACCGGUCCCGUAUGGUCCCUGCACGUCCGACCCGACGGACGAGGUCUCGUUACAGGGAGUGGGGACAAGGACGUCAAAUUCUGGGACUUUGAAGUACGCGAGAUCCCCUUCGAAGUCGCCGAUGGACCCGUGACUCGAGUCUUGACGAUGGUGCAUUCGCGCACGCUCAAAAUGACGGACGACAUCCUCGCGAUCAAGUACAGCCCCGACGGGAGGUUAUUGGCCGUCUCGUUGCUCGAUUCGACCGUCAAAGUAUUCUACGCCGAUACGCUCAAAUUUUUCUUAUCUCUUUACGGCCACAAGUUGCCCGUCUUGGCAUUGGAUAUCUCGUCGGAUUCCAAGUUGAUCGUCACAUGUUCAGCGGAUAAGAAUAUCAAAAUUUGGGGGUUGGAUUUCGGCGAUUGUCAUCGGUCAUUAUUUGGGCAUGAUGAGAGUAUCAUGCAGGUCGCUUUCGAGAGGGGGUCGCAUUACUUUUGGAGUGUCGGGAAGGACAAGAUGGUCAAGUAUUGGGAUGGGGAUAAGGUCGGUUCACUGUCAAUCCCGAUGUGAGAUUCUGAAUGGUCAUUCACAUCUCUCGCUCUCCUGCUCUCCACAGUUUGAAUGCAUUCAAAAACUAUCCGGUCACGCCGGGGAGAUCUGGGCCCUGGCCGUCUCCCACCGCGCCAACUUUGUCAUCACCGGAUCGCACGACAAAUCCAUUCGCAUCUGGGAAAAGACGGACGAACCCCUCUUCCUCGAAGAAGAACGUGAACGUGAGAUUGAAGAAAUGUACGAUUCCAACCUCAACGGUCGAGGGGAUAGGGAUGAGAUGCGCGUGCUUCCGAAUGGGGAAGAGGUUGUGGGACCUGAAGCGACGGACGUUUCGAAAUCGACGACGGAGACGUUGAUGGCUGGUGAGAGGAUCAUUGAGGCGCUCGAGCUGUCCAUCUUGGAUCAACAACAGACCGCAGCGUACGAAGGAGAAGUCGCGGGGAUGUCCGAGCAACAAAAAGCCAAGGUUCCCGUACCCUCCAGGAAUGCGGUCUUUCAGAUGUACGAUGGCGUCGGUCCGCACGAGUAUGUGCUCAAGGUUGUAAGGAAGAUCCCGGCAGCAAGUUUGCAUGAUGCGCUGCUCGUGUUGCCGUUCACGAGGGUGACGCAAUUGAUUGAGCAUCUCGAUGUGUGGGCUCAUAAGGUCAGUCGCAGGUUAGUGAGGCCGAAAGAGCUAGAAACUGAUAAGGUAAAUGUUUUUCAUGUUCCAAAACAGGAAUGGCAAAUCACUCUUACCUCACGCGUCCUCUUCUUCCUCCUGCGCACGCACCACUCCCAAAUCGUCGCGACCCGAGCCCUCCGGCAAACGAUGAUGUCCCUCCGAGCCCACCUCCGUGCCGCUCUCAACCGACAAAAAGACGCCAUCGGCUACAACCUCGCGGCAUUGAAAUAUAUCCAACGCCAGCACGACGCGAACAAGACGGCGGAUUUCUUCGAGAAGGAUGUCGAAGGGGUUUUGGAUGAGGAUAAGGUGAGGGAGAAGAUUGAGAUGGGGUUGAAGAAGAGGAAGAGGGCGACAUUGAGAAGUUGA
Molecule: messenger RNA, 3211 nt
Organism: Microbotryum saponariae
Lineage: Eukaryota; Fungi; Basidiomycota; Microbotryomycetes; Microbotryales; Microbotryaceae
Source: the annotation of a GenBank genome assembly